AUACGUUCGUCCCACGUAAUGAAUUUUUUUGGUCCUUUUCUUCCUCUGGGCAGACGCCCUGUUUGACCUGCUGGAAUCCUUCAACCUCGAGUUUGACCCCAUUUUACCCUUCCCAUUUCUCCCCUGCAUCUCCCCUGUUUUUCUUGACCGGCAUCCUCCUGCUCGGCGAACCCCUCCCCUCUUAUUUAUUUCCUGCUCCCCAUCUUCUUCCCCUGUUCCUAGGGCUUCCUCUCUCUGGUUCCUCUCUAGGGUUUCCUCGAUCUCGAUCGAAUUCCUUGGAGCUCCGCGCGUCCCCCAGGCGUCGGGAUUUCAGGCGGUAAAGAUGCCGCCUUUCUCAUGCUCCACGCCGUCGAACGGGUUGCAUCCGGCGAAGAUGGACUCCAACGUGGUGACCAUCAACGUGGGCGGCCAGAUCUUCCAGACCACCAAGCAGACCCUCGCCCUCGCCGGCCCCAAAUCGAUCCUCUCCGCCGCCGCCAAGUCCCAAUUGGCGCACCUCGGCGAGCAUUUCGUCGACCGGGACCCUGAAUUGUUCUCCGUCAUCCUGUCCCUCCUCCGGACCGGCAACCUGCCAUCGAAAGCUAAGGCCUUUGAUCUUCAGGACGUGAUCUCGGAAUCCCAGUUCUAUGGGGUCGAGUCCCUUUUGGUCAAUUCCGUGUCGAACCCCUCUCAGUUCGACGCCUUCAACCUCCAGAAAUCGCUGGUCUUGCCGCUGAACGGCCGCGACGCGCCGUCGGCGAUCGCCGCCACGCCUUUCGGGUCCCUCCACGUCGCGCACGGGAGCAAAAUUACCUCGUUCGAUUGGUCCCUGGGGAGGAAGAAGACCAUUCUGACUCAAUUCACCGCCGUUGACUCGCUGCUGCCCAUCUCGCCGGCCGUGGCCGCGGCUGGGGCCACCGACUUUUCGGGUUUGCAAAUACUUGAUCUUGAGAAUGGGGCUGUUAGGGAGACUUUGAAUUGGGAGAAUGUGACUAGGUCUGGUUCGACUGUGCAAGCGAUUGGUUCGUCGGGUGAGCACUUAUUUGUUAGCUUUGAAUCUGGUCGGAGGAACUCGAAUUCGAUCUUGGUCUAUGACUUGCAGAGCUUAAGCCCAGUCACAGAGAUUGGUCAUAAUGAGAUUUUCGGUGCUGAUCUUGAUUCAGCUAUCCCGGCAACGAAAUUGAAGUGGAUUCCAAGUUAUAAUCUUUUGAUGGCAUCUGGAUCUCAUGGUGGACCAUCGGGUGUUUCGGGCAAUAUCAGAUUUUGGGAUAUAAGGACGGGGAGCAUAGUGUGGGAGGUGAAGGAUAAAGUUGACUGCUUUUCCGAUGUUGCGGUCUCGGAUAACCUAUCUGCCAUGUUUAAAAUCGGUGUGAAUUCAGGCGAGGUGUUUUAUAUGGAUUUGAGGAACUUGGAUGACGACAAGUCUUGGGUUUGUCUUGGAGAUAGGAGAAAAAUGCUAAAUGGAAAGAAGGAAGGAGUUGGGUGUAAAAUCGAGAGUCAUGGGAAUCAGGUCUUUUGUACUAAAAAGGGCGAUAUAGAGUUGUGGUCGGAGGUGUUGAUCAGCUCUCAGAAGAAAAGCAACGACAGUUUAGGAGAGAGGGUAUUCAGGAAGAACUUAAUGGGAAGAAUGAAAGAUACGGGAGGAGCUAAGAUCACCAACUUGGCUUUUGGAGGGAACAAGAUGUUUGUCACCAGGAAGGAUCAGCAGUCUAUUGAGGUUUGGCAGAGUUCAGUAAGAGGAUUUUGAUCCCAAAAAUUAAUGUUUUGUAUUAGAUUAUUGGCACGAUCUGCGAAUAGCAUUGUGUUGUGAAAGACACUGUAACUGAUUCUUUUGUAAAUAGUUAUGUUUGUUCUUCCCCAAGCAAGAAAACGUAAAAGAACGAGAUGCUGAAUUUAGAUACUUGUUUCCUGUCA
Eucalyptus grandis is the source of this 1893-nucleotide messenger RNA. Its product is annotated as BTB/POZ domain-containing protein At5g41330. Gene Ontology annotation, molecular function: protein binding. Gene Ontology annotation, biological process: protein homooligomerization. Lineage: Eukaryota; Viridiplantae; Streptophyta; Magnoliopsida; Myrtales; Myrtaceae. The record is from RefSeq and is a predicted model, not a curated record. The transcript has a single exon. The coding region runs from base 323 to 1726 and encodes 467 amino acids.